Molecule: messenger RNA, 966 nt
Organism: Polypterus senegalus (gray bichir)
Lineage: Eukaryota; Metazoa; Chordata; Cladistia; Polypteriformes; Polypteridae
Product: olfactory receptor class A-like protein 1
Exons: 1
Coding region: 1-966 (321 amino acids)
Biological process (GO): G protein-coupled receptor signaling pathway
Cellular component (GO): membrane
Molecular function (GO): pheromone receptor activity
Source: RefSeq, a predicted model, not a curated record
AUGUCCCCUGUGGACACGAGAGCUGCAAUUCGUCCCUACGCUUUCCUUCUGCUGUCUGCCAUUGGCAUUCCAUCCAAUCUGGCCAUCUGCUUCGCCUUCUUACGUGCCCUACGCAAUGACAGAAGAUUGCUGACUGCAGACGUCAUCCUGUGCCAUCUCACCUUUUCUAACCUAAUGCUGGGCUGCACGGGUGGGAUUCCCCAAACGCUGCACACAUUUGGCUACAAACUGAAGUUUACCGACCUUGAUUGUAAAUUAAUCUUCUUGUCCUUCCGCUCAUUCAGGGGCCUCUCCAUUAGUCUAACAUGCCUGCUAAGUACGUAUCAGGCUGUGGUGAUCUCUCCUGCCUCCUCCAAACUUGACACACUGAAGUCACAAAUUCCCAGGUUCCUGACGCUUACGGUGACAUUGCUGUAUGUGCUCUACUUUGUGUCAUGUAUCAGUACUGCCAUCCAUGGUGUUGCGAACCUUGUUAACAACACUAUGCCUCCAUACACGUUUAACUUUGAAUUCUGCUAUGCUACCUUCUACACAUUUACAGCACUCUUUGGGAUUGGCAUGGCGGUCAUGAUGAGAGAUCUUGUGUUUAUAGUGCUGAUGACCAUCAUGAGCGGAUACAUUUUGCUGCUUUUCUACCGACACAGCAAGAAGGUGAAGAGCAUCCGAUCAUCAGAUCGAGCACAGCUAGGAGCACGAGCUGAAGUGAAGGCAUCACGUGCUGUGGUUACUCUCGUCACUAUCUAUGUGGUCUUCUUUGGCAUUGAUUGUGUCAUGUGGCUGUACUCGAUUUCAGUUGUGUGGGUUGAGCCUCUCAUUUCUGACAUUAGAAUGUACUUCACCAUGCUCUAUACUUCAGUGUGCCCCAUUGUGAUCAUCGCCACUAAUCCCAAGGUUCAGACCAAACUUCGGGUCUACAUACCAGAGAGGACAACUCAUUCAGUGGACACCCUCAGCUCCACAGUUUAA